AUGCUGUCGACCUCGACGGUCAACGGGAUGGCGGCCGUCACUCGACGCCGCCACCUCCCCUCCGACUGCUUUCUCCCAGCACUUGGCCACCUCGCCGUCUUCCUCCUCCUCGCCAUGCCGGCGGCGGCGGCCCAGGCCGAGGGAACGCAGUCUCUCUCGUCGGCAAAAGACUUUAGCUCCCUCCGGCCGUGCGCCAAGUCCUGCUUUUGGAGGACCAACUUCCAGACGCGGACGUAUGACUACCUGGGCUCAACGCUCAAGUGCGAGCUCACGACGACGGAAUUCCAGACCAUCUCGGUGGCCAUGAACGGCUGCUACUGCCGGACCGACCUUCAAGCCAAUGCGUACCAGAGCCUGUCGCGAUGCGUCUCCCGAUUCUGCAGCGGGAACUCGAAUGAUUUAUCCAGCGCGGCGAGCAUAUACAGCAGCUACUGCACGUCCAACGGAUUCAUAGCCAACAACGAGGCCGCCGCGACCGGCGCAGGGGACCAGGGCGGCGCGGAUGACGGCCAGGGCGGGAGCGGGUCACCGCAGAAGACGGGCGGAGGGGGCGACUCGAACUCUGGUGCGGAGAUGGGAUCGGCGGGGAGAGGAAUGCUCGUCAUCGGACUGUGCCUGGCUCUGUUUGGCCGGCUCGACGUGUCCUGGUGA
Messenger RNA from Drechmeria coniospora, 651 nucleotides. RefSeq lists its product as uncharacterized. Bases 1 to 651 code for a protein of 216 amino acids. NCBI's taxonomy places the organism in Eukaryota, Fungi, Ascomycota, Sordariomycetes, Hypocreales, Ophiocordycipitaceae. The transcript has 2 exons. The record is from RefSeq and is a predicted model, not a curated record.